UCCUCGGCCAGAACUACGACAUUAAAGUGGAAGUAGGUGAACCAGAACGAGAGUAAUAUUUCUCCUGGGAUAUUUCUUUACUGGGACAAAUGCACGUCAGAUCAGCUGAGAUACAAGCAGAAACACCUCAGAUACAAGUAGAACAAGGAUUACCGAUAAGUGUUGAGGAGCCUCAAGUGAAUAUGCUUAAGGAGCUUCCUGAAGCCACGUCAAGUGUGUUCCAGAUUGAACAAGAGGAUAUAGAAUGGGAAGCCUCAGAAGCAGAAGGCAUAGUAUUGAAACCUCAGGAAAUUUUGGAAGUUCAGCCAGCAGUGGAAUUAAGUAAACCUUUGGAAGAUGGACAGCCCAAAAGUGAUGCAAAAGCUGCCAAGCACGUGACUUUAAAGGUGAAAUCAUUAGAAUUCUUGGAAAUAAAAGGAAAAGAAGUUAAGCGAAUACGAAAAGCUGUAUCAGGGAUUUCACCACCGAGACCAAGAAAGUGUUUAAAACCCCCUUGGGAUCCAAAACUAAAUAAUAAAAUUCCAUACAACUACUCCACUCCUAACCUUCAUGAUCUGUGCACCACUAUCCCAUCCCGGGAAUUGCCCAUUGACUUGCGCCUGGCUUCUCGAGUGUAUCACACUGCUGAUAAGAAAGGCCACGAUACCCUACUUGGAGUAUUUGGAACAUCUUUCAUAAAUGAUCGCUUUUCAGAUGAAGAGCAAAAGGAUAGAAUACUGCAUGGAAUUCCUGUUGUGGCUAACAAGCAAGAAUAUGUUCAUGUUCCUCCAAUACUACCAGGAAUACCACCUGAAUUGGUACAAAGAACUGGAAAGCAUGCUCGCAGACCACCACACUUGCAAGUUUGGGGAGAGGAAAUGUAUGCUUAUCCAGGAUGUACGAAGUUGUUUUGGAAUACAACUGCUCCUAAAUUCUCUCUUCCAGAAACUGUCAUGAAGGAAACCGUAUAUCCAAAAUAUGAGAGUAUUCAAGGAAGCAGACUUCUAAUUGAGAAAUUUUCAUCUAUAAGCGAUGAAAGUAUUAUAUUAGAUGAUGAUAACAAAACAGCUUUUCAGUCUUUCUUACGAAGAAAAUCUAGAUCAUUCGACAAUUUCCCAACAUAUUUGGUUGCACAACCUCCACAAUUAAAGAGAGUGAAAUCUGGAGCUGAGUGGAGGAGGGAGAGCAUAGCUCUAUGGGAAAUCAAGGAUGACAUCCAAAGCUGUAUGAAAGAGGUGAUGUUUCAGAAAGCAAAGCAGCUGGAGCAUCAGCUCACUAAGCAAAAUAAAACUGAGGAACCCAUUCCUGUGAAAGAAGAUAUAGAUGUCAUCUUGGAUGAUAUUCAGGAAAAACACGAUGUGACCGAUCUCUCUCUCUCUCUCAUUGAAGCAUCUAGAAAAGCUGGCAUUAGUUACAUCGUUUAUCCCAAGAAAAGGAAGAUGAAAUUCAAGAAAAGAUUGAAAUUCCAAAAACUUACAGCUGUGUUUGAAGAAUUAUCCAAGCCUCCAAAAUCCCUUAAAAGAUCAGCAUCUCAUGGAAUACUUCCUGAACAGAAGAAAUAUUUGCUCAAAAUUCCAUUAUAUGAACGUCAAAUACGGUGUCCCAGCUUACCUUUGUGUUUAGAUUUUGAAAAAUUCAUCCAAAGUAAGGGAGGAAUUCCAGAAAACGUUAAUCCUCGGAUAUGGGCUAUUGAUUUGUUCGCUAAGCACAAAAUUCAGAGGACACCUGUAACAGAGAAAGCUGUUGAAACAGAUGCUCUCAAAAACCUGCCUGGAAGAGAGAUAGAACCACAAAAAAUAGAAUUAAGCGAUUCUUUGGAGUCUUAUCUUCCACCAGAAGUCAUUAAACAUUAUGAAUCUGAAGUGGCGAUCUUGACUGAAGAAAUAAAUUCAAAGAAAAAAUAUCCUGCAUUUGCAUAUUGUAGGCGUGGAGCUCUUUAUAGGAAACUGGGAAAGUUACGGAGUGCCAUGGAUGAUCUACAGAGAGCUAUACGCUUGGAGCCAUUGUUGCUCAAUGCCUAUUGGCACCGACAUUUAAUUUAUCUUUUCCAAGACAAGAUUAAUGAAGCUUUGGAUGACUUGAACUAUAUAAGUAAAUAUAAUAAAAAUAAUGCAGACAUCUAUUUGUCAAAGGCAGAAAUUUUCAGGGGAAAAAAAGACAUUACUUUGGCAAUUCUAAACUAUACCCAGGCAAUUAAGUGUAGGCCCACAGAUGCUGACAUCUAUUUCAGGAGGGGCGAAAUGUAUGAAAUAGAAAACACACUACUGGCCAUUGAUGACUUUACUAGGUGUAUUCAUUAUGAUCCCAAAAGAACAGAUGCCUUAUGGAAACGUGGGAUGUUUUAUUUUGAAAAUGGAAACUGGAUUGCAGCCAUACAGGAUUUUACAGCCUUGUUAAAUAUAAAUCCCCAAAGUUCUCAAGCAAGGACAUACCGAGGGAGAGCAUAUUUUAAACGGAAUUUUCAUAAGCAAGCAAUUCAAGAUUUAUCUGUGGCAGUUCACUUAGAUCCUAAUAACUGGUUAGCAUUUUAUUAUCGAGCUUGCUUAUUUAGAAAAGCUAACCCUCUUAGAGCGCUACAGGAUUAUAGCGUUUCAGCUCUCUUAAAUGAUGGCUAUGAGAAUUUUGGUUCUUUUCUACAUCGGGGCAUAAUCUAUACACAUCUAAAACUUUGGAUGCUGGCAAUUUGUGACUUUGAAACUGUUAUUUAUCUAGAAAGAAAUAUUACUUUGGCUUAUGUAAAUAUUGGUCUCAUAUAUCUCCUACACCUGGAUAACUACACUGAGGCCAUUUUGAAUUUUUCUGAGGCUAUUAAACUUGAUCCUUUAUAUAUACAAAGCUAUAUUUGUAGAGCAGAAGCCUAUCAAAAGGUGCAUAAAUUGGAUAAGGCAGUAAGAGACUUAUCUUGUGCUAUCCACCUUCAGCCAGAUGGAAUUCAAUUAUAUAUAAUGAGAGGGCAGUAUCUUCUUAUGAUGAAAUGUUAUGAUCUUGCAAAGUUUACUAUUUAUCAAGUAGCAGAAAUGGACACAGGUCUUAUUGAGUUGAGUCCUGUACAGCAAGCACUUAUUUAUUCAUUUUGUGAAAACCAUGACAAGGCCAUUGAGGUCUUGGAGAGGCUCACUUGGAAUAAACCUGAGAUAUCCAUGUUUGCUCUAUUAGCAAAAGCUAAUAUGAAGGCUAAGAGAACCAAGGAAGCUGUGAAAAUAUUUAAGAAGACUUUGGAUAUCUUUUCUUAUUCUGAUAAAGGCCCAAGUGCCACAGCUAUUUCAGCAGACUGUCUGUAUAACCUGGGUCUUUGUUACAUGGAGGAAGGCAACUUACAAUUGGCUUUUGAUUCUUUUACAAAAGCUGUCAAAGCAAAUCCUGAUUUUGCAGAAGUCUUUUACCAACGAGGACUUUGUAAAGUAAAACUCUCCAAGGAUAACUCAAUCUUGGAUUUUAAUCGUGCAAUUACCCUUGAUCCAAGACAUUACCAGGCAUAUUUAAGCCGAGCAGCCUUCUAUGGUUUAAAAGGCAGAUACUCCAAAGCAAUCUUGAAUUGUAAUGAAGCUAUCAAAAUUUAUCCUGGGAGUGUGCGUGGCUAUCUGUACAGAGGAGUUCUGAAAUACUACAACAGGACUUAUAAGCUAGCAAUUACAGAUUUAACUACAGCUAUCAACAUGAACAAAAAAUGUUAUGUAGCAUUUUAUAACAGAGCAUUAUGUUACACCAAGAUAAAAGAAUUUCAAAUGGCAUUAAUAGAUUAUGGAAUUGUGCUGCUUCUUGAUGCUGGAGAAACUAUAACAUUAAACACCUUCAUCAAUCGUGGACUCAUCUACUCAGAACUAGAGCAGUAUGGUUUUGCAUUAGAGGAUUUUAAACAAGCUGCACUGGUAAGCCAGACUAACGUGAACCUUUGUCAAGCUGUCGCCGUGUGCCAUCACAGAAUUAAAGAGUUUGAAGAAGCUAUCAAAUUCUUUACCUGGGCUAUUGAAAUUAACCCGUGUUUUCUGGAUGCUUACAUUGGACGGGGAAAUUCUUACAUGGAAUAUGGUCAUGGUGAAGCCACCAAUCGAGCACAGAAGGACUUUCUGAAAGCGUUGCAUUUUAAUCCAUCAUAUAUAAAAUCCAGAAUUUGUUUAGGCUAUAUUUUGCAGGAUCAAGGAAAAUUCCAGAAAGCUUGGAGGCACUUUACCAUUGCCACAGAAGUUGAUCCAAAGAGCUACCUAGCCUAUGAAGGCAGAGCUAUGGUCUGUCUUCAGAUGGGUAAUAAUUUUGCUGCAAUGCAGGAUAUGAAUACCGCCAUGAAGAUCAAUACUACAGCAGAAUUCUUAACAAAUCGUGGUGUGAUUCAUGAGUUUAUGGGUCAACGGCAGAAUGCAAUGAAAGACUAUCAAGCAGCAAUUUCUCUAAACCCCAAGUACUCACUUGCUUACUUUAAUGCAGGAAAUAUCUACUUUCACCACAGGCAGUUUUCCCAGGCCAGUGACUACUUCUCAAAGGCUUUAAAGUUUGAUCCAGAAGACAAAUAUGCUCUCAUGAAUCGAGCUGUUGCCAAUACAAUAUUAAAGAAAUAUGAAGAAGCGAAAGAAGAUUUUGCAUAUGCAGUUGAAAGCUGUCCCUUUUGGGCUGCAGUAUAUUUUAACAGAGCACAAUUAUACUGCUGUUUAAAGCAAUAUGAACUAGCUGAGGAAGACCUUAGUAAAGCCCUGUCUUUGGUGCCUAAUGAUGGUGUAGUAUACAAUCUUAGAGCAAAGGUUCGUGGUAAAAUAGGACGGAUUGAGGAAGCUAUGGCUGAUUAUAACCAAGCACUUGAUCUUGAAGAAUAUGCCUCAGUUACAUAAUUACAUAGACUGUGGUUUCUGCAGUAAUUUACACAGUUGUUCUUCCUAAAACUGAAAUAUAUUUGUUGUUUGAAAAGUUGCA
Microcebus murinus (gray mouse lemur) is the source of this 4881-nucleotide messenger RNA. Lineage: Eukaryota; Metazoa; Chordata; Mammalia; Primates; Cheirogaleidae. The record is from RefSeq and is a predicted model, not a curated record.